Neodiprion virginianus is the source of this 2355-nucleotide messenger RNA. RefSeq names its product Na(+)/H(+) exchange regulatory cofactor NHE-RF1. Gene Ontology annotation, biological process: protein localization to plasma membrane. Gene Ontology annotation, cellular component: apical plasma membrane. NCBI's taxonomy places the organism in Eukaryota, Metazoa, Arthropoda, Insecta, Hymenoptera, Diprionidae. The record is from RefSeq and is a predicted model, not a curated record. Bases 363 to 1118 code for a protein of 251 amino acids. The transcript is spliced from 2 exons. Gene Ontology annotation, molecular function: protein-membrane adaptor activity; protein binding.
GUUUUUUAUCGUAGUUUAUCUUUCUCCCGGUCUCUAUAUUAUUGAUACAUAAAAACGAAGAAAUAAAUCAGGAAAUAAAUCUACGAGUGAAGAAAUUUAUUAAAAUAUUUUUGUUAAGGAAAAAUUUAAAGUCGUACACUUAAAAUUACAUCCAUAAAUACGUAUAAUAUAAUUGGUAUCUACAAGGAAAACGUAUGAGAAAGACUUAGUGUGUACCUGCCACAGGCUCACCUGUAAUUACACGCGCGCACACGCAUAUAUAUAUAUAUAUACAUACAUACAUAAGCAUUCGGUACGCAGAUACCGCAUCGUCGAAUCAAACCGUGGGAGUGUGUGUAUAUAUAUAAUAUAUCCACAUAGCGAUGUCGCUAAGUAAUGAUAAUAAUGUGCCGCAAGCGAGGCUCUGCCACAUUGUUAAAUGGGAAGACUUUGACGGAUAUGGAUUUAAUUUGCACGCCGAGAAGGGUAAGAACGGACAAUACAUCGGCAAAGUUGACGAAGGCUCGCCCAGCGAGGCUGCGGGCCUUAAGCAAGGUGACAGAAUCAUCGAAGUGAACGAGAUCGACAUAUCGAACGAAACUCACAAGCAGGUGGUAGAACGCAUCAAGGCGUUUCCAAACGAGACCAAAUUGCUCGUAGUCGAUCAAGAGGCCGACGAUUACUUCAAGGCCAACAACAUCAUCAUCAAAGGCACCCUACCUAAUGUCAAGGUCGUAAAAACUCCCGAGAAAAAUCCCGCGUCCGAGGAAGAUCAGACCACCGUCAAUUACGCUCAGUCCAUUGGCAGCAACAGCAGUUUCGACGAGAGUGCUCACAAAUCAGUCAGCUCAACGGACAGCGGCAGUACAGCGCCGACGGUUGUAAACAACAAUUCUGGCAUUGAACAAUCACGGGAAAAUGGUAACAGAAUUGAUCAGGACGAGAACAAUGAAAAUAAUGGAAGUGCCGGAAGCGGUAACGGAAACGUUCCGAACAUCAGCGGAGGCGAACAGAAGGGUUUGAACUUGAAAAUGAGCGCGAAAGAAUUGCGCGCAAAGUUGGCAGCACGCAAGAAAUAUGAUCCGAAAAAAGAAUCGAUGGAUUUCAAAUUGAAAUUCGACAUUGUUCAAAAGUUGUAAUAUAAUUUAAUUUUUUUUUGUCCAAUUUGUUUUGUUUUUCCCUACCCUUCUCUUCCCAAUUCCUCUAUAACACGCGUUUCUUGUACGGUAUAACCCAUUGUUAUUAUUGUUUGUACACACACACACACACACACACACACGAAUAUAUACAUAUUUGAAAAUGCAGACAAAAAAAAAAAAAUAAAGGUAAAGAGAUGAAAUUUUUUUUUAUUUUACGCGAUCUAAAGAUUUUAAUUUCAUUAUUUUACCGUUAAUUGUCGACGAGAGAAAGACGGAGAACCGAAUUGACGAUCAGAUGCAUAUCAUAGUAUAAUAAUUGCAAAAGAAAUUCGAGCGCAUCUAAAGAAAAAUCAACUUAUAUCUAUAUCUAUAAAAAUAUAACAUAACCAUAAUCAUUACUUUGAAAUAUAUUAUAUUUCGCAAAUAACUAUCCAGAUAAUACGUGUAAUCUCUCAGUACUGUCAUUUUUUCUGAUAGAUUUUGAUUUUUUUUUUCUACAAGAUUCGAUUUCGACUGUUGAAAUGAUUUGAUUUUGAUUUUUUUUUUUUUUUUGCUGUACUUGUUUGAUGUGUUUAAAUUUUGACCCCGUUAUAUCCAUAUACAUAGAUCAAUAAUUAGUUGGUAUAAGUAAGAAUUGAAGAAUAAGCAACAUUGCGAAAUAAUGUGAGAAACGAAGAAGGAAAAAUAUAAUGAAUGGAUCAAUGUGCAAUGGAAUAUAAUUAUUGUUAUAAUCUACCCGUAAGUGACCGAAAAUAAAAAUACAAAAUUCAUGAAUUACGUUUUCAAAUUACUUGCUAGUGUACUUUGUAUAUCAUGUAUAUUGAGAUUGUUAAAUUAAUCGACGAUAUAUGCAUAUGUAUCUAUUUGUUUAGUAUGUAUAAUAUAUAUAUAUAUAUAUAUAAUUGUGCCAUGAAAAAAUUAUCUGCAAGAAUCAUUAUACAAUUUAUACUAUGUCGAUCUUUCAUUCAACAUGCAAUUUCUACUACCUUGAAUAAAAUAACGAAUAACCUAACCUUUCUCGAACUUACGUGAUAAUAAUUCUAUACACAUUCAUGAUCAAAUUAAAUAUAUAUAUAUAUAGUGUUUUGACCAAAAUAAAAUUAUAUGUUAUAACAACCUUCGUACUGUUACAAAAAUUUCAACUUAGCGGAUAAUUUAUUAUUCGUUUCUCGUGGAUUUUGAAUACUAUAUGUGUAAUUAAUGAAUUUUAUGCCGAAUAAAUGUUACAUAGAGAUUA